GUGAAAUGGGGUCCUGAUCACCUUCAGCAACCUCCAGCAGCAGGGGAAGAAGAGCUGAAAUGGAAGAAUGAGCCUAUAACGCAGAUUACUUUAACAGUAAAAAAGGAAGAAGAACCUGAUGUUGUACAUGUUCAAAAAAUCAGGAAAGACAAGCAUCAAGUCCUGAAGGAAGAUCGAAGAAAAAGCAAUGGGGGAAAGCACCGUCAUGAGAAAAGGCAGGAUGAAAGAAUAAAUAAGGAGAACAAAACCAGAAAUCAAGGUGUAGAUCCAUUUAUAACUCAAUCAGCAGAUAUGCCCCGUGCUACUAAGUCUUCUUCAAAUGAUUUCUCAUCCACCAUUAUUCCAACUUUGCUCACAACAACCACUAAACAAAGUCCUGCAGACAUGACCCAGAUGAAUCCCGAUUUGGAAGGAAAUGAUACAUCUUUCUCAGAUGUUAACAGACGUUCUUUGUUGGACCUAGAGAACAUAUCGACACUGUCAACCAAUGAGAACAGCACACGUAAGAAUCCCUCAUUGGCUCAGAUCAAGAGUGAUGAGAAGAAUGCCGAAAAAUCAAAACAAAAGACAAAGUCCAAAGCAAAGCAUACGGUGAAAACUAAGAAAAGCAAGGCUCUAAAGAAGGAAAAGAAGGUGAAGGAGAAGAGUACUAAUCAGUUGAAAAAGUUAAAACAGGAGAAAGAUCAGGUGACCACUGCCCCAUACUUUCCAUAUUUUGAAGACCACUACUGCCCACCAGAGUGUUCUUGUUAUGGAAGGGUGGUGCAAUGUUCAGACAAAGGACUGGAAAAGAUUCCUUAUGGUAUUCCGUACAAUUCCCGCUACAUCCUGCUAAUGAACAACCACAUCAUUAACAUUCCACCAGACCUGCUUUUAGAGUACCUUUCUAUGGAGUUCUUGGUGCUAAGCAACAACCGUCUGGUAGACGGUUCCAUUGAAGGUGCCUUCAAAGGCAUCCAGGCAAUGAAGAGGCUCUAUUUGGAACAGAACCUCCUCCAGAGUGUCCCUGCUGACCUUCCAGCCUCGCUGGAGGAGCUCCGUCUUGAUGGGAACGAUCUGAAAGUGAUUUCUGAGACGGCCUGGUUUCGCUGCCCUGGUCUGCUCAUACUCAGCCUGAGCAACAACAGCUUAGAAAGUGUCUCAACCUCGUUCCCUUUUGGAGUUUUGUCUUCACUAAGCAGCCUUCGCACGCUCAGCCUAUCCCACAACCGCCUUACUUCUGUCCCCUUGCACCUCCCAAUUAGCCUUCAAGAGCUGUUCCUUCGUGGUAACCUCAUCCAACGGCUCCAGCCAGGAAUCUUUCAGGGCAAGGCACAACUUCAAAUUUUGGACCUCAGUGCCAACAAGCUGACCAACAAGGGUUUGGGCAAGGGUGUCCUCAUCAAUGCCACCCACUUGGAAAGUCUCAACCUAGAGGGGAACCUCUUGAAGCAAGUCCCUCGUCACCUUCCAAACUCUCUAAAGAUCCUUAACUUAGAAGGUAAUUCCAUCUCAAGCAUCAGCAAGGCAACUUUUCUCUCACUUCCACACUUGGAGCACCUCGGCCUUGCCCGUAACAAGAUCUCCAAGGUGGUGCCUGGAGCAUUCCGGGUGCUUCCCUUGUUACACCAGCUGGAUCUCAGCCACAACACUCUUCACCAGGUCCCACGGCAGCUGCCCGCUUGGCUGGUCUAUAUUGCGCUCAACCACAACAAGAUUCAGAUGAUUCCACGCGAUGCGUUCUGCUUGUCGAAAAACUCAAACAAAAGUCACCUGGUUAAGGUGCAGCUGGAGCACAACCUGGUGGACUUAAGCAACCUGGACAGCAUGACUUUCAGCUGUCUGAGGGGCUUUCAGGUUGUGCACUUUUACUGAAACUGUACUUCAUAGAAAUAAAGUUAUAAACUGAUAUAAAGUGAAAACUAGAACCAAUGUGGACUUUUCACUACUGAUACUGUCUCAAACAAAUGGAUUCAGAAGUACAGGUGACAGUAUCCUUACAUUUACAUUCACGGCAUUUG
Silurus meridionalis is the source of this 2000-nucleotide messenger RNA. RefSeq names its product asporin. The transcript has 2 exons. The record is from RefSeq and is a predicted model, not a curated record. NCBI's taxonomy places the organism in Eukaryota, Metazoa, Chordata, Actinopteri, Siluriformes, Siluridae. Bases 292 to 1854 code for a protein of 520 amino acids. Gene Ontology annotation, molecular function: protein binding.